GGCUUGCACGGCUGGACGCAAAAGGACAUUUAGCUUUUACACGCAUUAUUUUCCCCCAAGUUGUCAUUGACGGCAGUUAAAGAGAAAGGCACUUUCCACAAACAACACUUUGGGAGUUCUCAGCUAGAGCACCAGAGCCAGCGUACAGUUUCUGCGCCAGUUGUUCUCCGGCACACUUGAAGAGGUAACCUGCGGUCAAGUUUGCCUGUGGAUCUUUAACCGGGCGACGAUUAUGUAAGUCUGCUGCUCGGGUCUCCUCCACGCCCCCACCUCCCACCUCUGCAGGUCGCUGAGCUCCGGGGGGGUCUCCGCGUCACUGCUGCUGCACCUGGCUGCUGCUGCUGCUGCUGUACCUGCUGCCGUCGGACACAACGAGCUGAUCUCUGCCCGUCUGCACAAGCCGUUAUAAGAUGUCUGAUCACGAGGAUUCUGUCGUCAGCAACGGGAUCUCGCUCAUGGACAGAGAUGCUGAGAGCAUGGCCGCUCAAAAGGCCUGGAGUCCACUGGGCUCUAAACCCGUCCACAAGCAGACCCUCUGCAGCCCCCUGGCCAAUGGUGGAGACCCAACCCCAGAAGUUACACAGAACUGCGCUGGAGAUUCACACCUGCAGGAAAAGCACAGCGUCCAUGGAGACAGUACAGCGGCAGGUCCAGACAGCGAGCAGAGCUCUGCAGAACCGCCAGUGGUGCCAGCCCCGCCCAACAGUACCGAACCAUCAGCCUACCCUGCCGAGCUGAAUGGAGGCCUCUACCUAGAUGUGCCGAAGCUGAUCCAGCUGCCCAUCACUGCGACUCUGGCCCCCGCUGAGCGGCUGUGGAGCACCGACAGGGACGAGGCUGUCAAACUGAGGAUAGAGGGCUCCGGGCCUGGGUCCGAGACUCCCGUCACCGUCCACCAGAUGUUCCUCGAGACUGUGAAGGCAUGGGGGGACCACGCAGCCCUGGCCUCCAAGAAGGAGGGUCAGUGGGUCACCCAGACCUGGAGGCAGUACUACGAGCAGUGCCGGGCCGCCGCCAAGAGCUUCCUCAAGCUUGGGCUGGAGCGUUACCACGGCGUGGGCAUCCUGGGCUUCAACUGCGCUGAGUGGUUCAUCUCAGACGUCGGCUGCAUCCUGGCGGGAGGUUUGGCAACAGGCAUCUACACAACCAACUCCCCAGAGGCUUGUCAGUAUGUGGCUGCUAACUGUAAUGCCAAUGUCCUGAUUGUGGAGAACCACAAACAGCUGGUCAAAAUCCUACAGGUUAAAGAUCAGCUUCCUCAUCUGAAAGCCAUUGUUCAGUACAAAGACGAGCUGCAGCAGAAGCUGCCAAACCUGUACACAUGGGCAGAGUUUAUGAAGCUGGGAGAGGAGGUGCUUGAUGAGCAGCUGAAUGCUGUGAUUGACAGCCUCAGGGCCAAUGAGUGCUGUACCCUCAUCUACACAUCUGGAACCACUGGCAACCCUAAAGGAGUCAUGUUAAGUCAUGACAAUAUCACCUGGACAGCCAACACAGCAGGCAUGGUGACAGAGUUGGUGCCUGGUGAGGAGGUGGUGGUCAGUUACCUGCCCCUCAGCCAUGUGGCGGCACAAAUGAACGACAUUUGGGUCUGUAUGAGACUUGGUGGGACUACUUACUUCGCUGAGCCAGAUGCCCUUAAGGGUUCUUUAGGGACCACUCUGAAGGAGGCGCGGCCCACUGCUUUCCUGGGGGUUCCUCGGGUGUGGGAAAAGAUGCAGGAGAAGAUGAAAGCUGUGGGUGCCAAGGCAUCUCCGAUGAAGAAGAGAGUGGCAGACUGGGCCAAGUCCAUAGGACUGCAAUACAACUACAGCGCCAUGAAUGGGGAACCCGUGGUACCUUGGGGCUUCAUGCUGUGUGACAACCUGGUUUUCAAGAGGGUGCGCUUUGCACUGGGCCUGGACCGCUGCAAAGCCUGCUUCACAGGUGCUGCCCCCAUCACCAAAGACACCCUGGAAUAUUUCAUGAGCCUCAACAUCCCUCUUUUCGAGCUGUAUGGCAUGAGCGAGAGCUCCGGCCCGCACACUGUCUCCUGGACCAACGCUUACCAAAUCAUGAGCUGUGGGCAGGUGAUGACGGGCUGCAAGACAAAGCUGGACAAGCCAGAUGCAGAAGGGAACGGAGAGAUCUGUUUCUGGGGGCGACACGUCUUCAUGGGCUACCUGAACAUGCCAGACAAGACAGCGGAGGCUCUGGACCAAGAUGGCUGGCUGCACUCUGGGGAUCUGGGCAAACAUGACAAAAAUGACUUCCUGUACAUCACAGGAAGGAUCAAAGAGCUGAUCAUCACAGCUGGUGGAGAAAACAUCCCCCCGGUGCACAUCGAGGAUGCGGUCAAGGCCGAGACACCGAUUAUCAGCAAUGCCAUGCUGAUUGGAGACAAGCGCAAGUUCCUCUCCAUGCUGCUCACCCUCAAGUGCACGGUGGACGACAACGGUGACCCCACAGAUGAGCUGAGCCCCGAGGCUUUGGCGUACUGUCAGCAGCUUGGCGUCACAGCCACCAAGGUCUCAGAGAUCACAGCCAGUAAGGAGCCAGCUAUCUAUAAUGCCAUUCAGGAAGGCAUGGAGCGGGUCAAUGCCAGAGCUACCUCCAAUGCCCAGAAGAUCCAAAAGUGGGUCAUCUUGGCGCAAGACUUCUCGGUAUCCGGAGGGGAACUGGGACCGACCAUGAAACUGAAGAGGCCGGUUGUUGUGAAGAUGUACCAUGAAAUAAUAGAGCAGAUGUAUGCAGUGGUUCAGGAACAAUAGUAAAAAAAAAAAAUUCUCCAAAUGGAGGUUAUGGAGAAUGUUAGAAAAAAAAAAACCCAAAAAUGAAA
Lampris incognitus (smalleye Pacific opah) is the source of this 2815-nucleotide messenger RNA. RefSeq names its product long-chain-fatty-acid--CoA ligase ACSBG2-like. The record is from RefSeq and is a predicted model, not a curated record. Gene Ontology annotation, cellular component: membrane; endoplasmic reticulum. Gene Ontology annotation, molecular function: long-chain fatty acid-CoA ligase activity. Lineage: Eukaryota; Metazoa; Chordata; Actinopteri; Lampriformes; Lampridae. Bases 411 to 2747 code for a protein of 778 amino acids. The transcript is spliced from 15 exons.